Messenger RNA from Tetrahymena thermophila SB210, 744 nucleotides. Its product is annotated as Hsp90 ATPase activator, amine-terminal protein. Gene Ontology annotation, cellular component: cytosol. Gene Ontology annotation, biological process: positive regulation of ATP-dependent activity; protein folding. The transcript is spliced from 6 exons. NCBI's taxonomy places the organism in Eukaryota, Ciliophora, Oligohymenophorea, Hymenostomatida, Tetrahymenidae. Gene Ontology annotation, molecular function: protein-folding chaperone binding; ATPase activator activity. The record is from RefSeq and is a predicted model, not a curated record.
CAAAUUCAUAGAAUUUUUCUUAAAUUAAUUAUUUCUAUUAAAAAUUAAAAAAAAUUAAAAUUAUUUAAAAUGAGAUCAAUCAUCAAUUAUAUAAAUAUAUUAAUUUAUCAAACAUUAAAAAAAAUCAAAUAAAUAUUCUUUAGAUUUAGUUAACCUAGAUAUAAAAAAAUGAGUACUUCUGAAGAAGAAAUUAAGUAAGAACCUCCAAAAACCAAGAAGGAACAUUCAUACACUUACUGGGUCGAUAAGGAAAAGCAGAAUAACCCAAAUAUUGUCUAAAAAGAACCCAAAAAAAUUGAUCCUACUCAAAUCCAAUAAAAUUAAUCAAAGCACGUGUCUUAAUGGAACUAGAUAGGUACUUGGGAAGAGAAAAAGAUAGAGCUAUCUUAAGUAAAAGAAAUAUUAGAAAAGGGAUUCAAAGAAAGCCCAGUUCAAAGUGUUGACUAGCGUAUUGAAUUCUACAAUAUUUCUAAACUUGAAGGAGAUGUUUCUAUUGUAACUGUAAGAGGCAAGAAGAAACCAGGAUACCACCUUAAGUUAAAUGUUAAAUAUAGAGGUAUUGGUGAUUACAAGGGUGCAAAAGGUGUAUUUAAAUAUACUAGCUUUAGCGAUGAUGGAGAUAGAGAUUUUGAAGUUGAAGGUGCUGGAGAGAACCACAAAGAAAUUUGUAAGAAAUCUGCAUAAGACUCUUCCGAUUUACUUGAAUAGCACAUUUUAAAGCUCUUUUAGCUCAUUCAUGAAUGA